AUGUCAUCAUCACUGGUGCUGACACCAGAACCGAACCCACCGACUUCCCUCUCGGAACCGCCCCAAAGUCACCCGAGGCCUCAACGAUCCACACGAGCAGCGGUCAAUUAUUCAGAACGCGCCCCGGAUUACUCUUCGGUCUCACCACACUCAACCACUCCGACUCGCUCAGCAGCGGUGUCUACCAGAUCCAGAAGGAGUACAUCUAGUUCCUUAUCAGUCGCGGAGAGAUCACCGGACAAGAAGAUGUUUGCCAAUGGCAGGAAAAGAGCUUUCUCACCGCUGUUCGAUAACGAAAGGAAAGAAGCUGCCCUUGGCUUGGUGCUCGGAGAGGAAGCUAGUACUGAGGACGAAACAUCGGAGGGAUCGAAAGCAACUGCGCAGGAGGAGGGUGAAGAUGAAGUGGUAGAUGAUUUGAAUGAGGAUGAGGCUGAGGAUGAUGGCGAUAUCGGAAGUGACGGUGAAGAGGAAAAGGAGGGAGAAGAAGCUGAAGUGUUGAAGCUGUCCGAAUCACCAAUCAAAACAACCAAAGAACAAAUCAUUCCGACUGAGCAACUUGCCACCCUAUCUAACUCUCGAGUUACCCGUCGGCGAACUGUCUCUCCCGAGAAGAAACCCGUGGAAGAGCCCACAACAACGGGUGUGAUAAGACUUGUCUUCGGCAAGAAAAGGAAAGCUGAAGUGGAUAUGGAGUCAACCGAGAAGGGAGCUGUCCUAGCACCAACAGCUGCAGCGCCGGAAGCACCAGUACUCCAAGAGGAGCCUCAGAGUGAGGUGAUGAGCGAAGAUUUUCGAGAGGAUUUACGCAAAAGGUUGCCACGAAAGAAAAGAAAAUGGUUGAAAAAGGGAGAAGUCGAUCCCGAUGAUCCCAUCGCAGUGGCUCGUCAGAAGGAGAGACACAGGUUGAUAGACGAAGCUAUCGAGGAUCUUAAUAAACAAGAGCAAUUGCUUUUGGAUAACGCCCAUCCCCAACUAUUAUGGUUGUGGGAUGAAUUAGAGCGCAGAAGGGGAUUGCAGAUAAACUGGCUCGAAGCUCGUCAUGAUGCGGCCAUUGGGGAUCUAGAGCGUCUGCGCGAUCAUGAGCUGCAAGUCGCAAAAUCAGAUUUCAGGCUAAAACGGGAGGAACUUGCCAAUACGAUGAUCCGAGAGAACAGACACAAGAUGGCUCGUACUGCUGCCGAACGUACCGCUCUCAAAAGACGGCCAGGCAGUAUGCCCAACCUUCGAGGUGGUCGCGGUGGUGGAGGUUGGCAGGUGUCUACGACAAACCUCCUUUCAAAUGGCGAGCAGAAGCUAGUACCUUUGACGAACGCAGAUGAUCCCGUCAUGCGUCGAGACGUCUCCCGAAAGAUUGAACCGCUUAAUCCUGCCGAGGUCAAAGCCGAUCUAGAGAAGCUCGAAGCACACAAAGUCAAACGGCAACAUCGAUCGUCAACACCUCCCAAUGUUCAUUCCAAACCUUCCGCUUCUAGGUCUGACCGUCACUCGCUCCCCCGUCCUGUUGAACAGCAACACAAUGCUAAAGUCAUGCGGUAUGCUGCACCUCCAGCCGCCCCACAUCGUCCUCCCAGCAUAUGGGAUCCACCUAAGCCUCUGAUGGUCAAUCACGUGCACAAACAAGGAAUCUCGCGCCCACGCUCUCCCGAGCAUUUACCGCGAUAUCACAACGAACCAGUUCCUACGACAGGCUAUGGUGGACGUGCGCCUUCACGUGGACUCCCAUUCGCGUCCAUGUUCAAGCCUGCUUCAGAAGCCCCAACAUUUAGACAAGAAGCGAUACCUCCUCAUCGGCCAUCGGGUCCACCACGUCCGAGAUCUCCCCCUCAUCAGCCCCCACAUCAUCCGAUGGAAACAACACCCUCUGGUCUCUGGCCACACGCACGUCAAAGGCAUCCAUGGCUAGCAUAUGGUGGUGCACCUCCCAGAAAAGCCUGA
Molecule: messenger RNA, 1935 nt
Organism: Kwoniella botswanensis
Lineage: Eukaryota; Fungi; Basidiomycota; Tremellomycetes; Tremellales; Cryptococcaceae
Exons: 5
Coding region: 1-1935 (644 amino acids)
Source: RefSeq, a predicted model, not a curated record